CAAUCUUCAGGAUUCUCAUUAAUUCAGAAAUUUUAUUCUAUUUUGUGUUGUUUUUUUGUAUUUUCCUGUAUUUUGAGGUUUGGGUCUUUCAUGAUAUUGGGGGUUAGAGAAAGUAAGAAUAUGGUCCAAAAUGGGGGAUGGGAUGUUUUGAAAUUGAGCAAUAUUUGAAGGUCUAAAUCAUGAAUUCCCCCCUCCCCUGGGUUUAGGGAAUGAAUCAAUGAAACUGAUAUGACAUUUGCAUUAUUUUUGUCUGCGGCAAUGAUUUAAUGUUUUGUAUAUUCACAGUUUCUUUGAUUUGAUUGUGUUUAAUGUGCAGUAAAUGAUUAGAGCGACUUGUUUAGAUGGUUGGAUUGGCGGCAAUAGCAGAGUUAUUUGGUGGAAAUGCCGGAAUAGAGGAAUUGGAGGCCUUUUAUCCCAUAAGACGCGAUUGCUUAGCUGAUAUUCCAAAGACCCGUUUUAGGCCUAGGGUUGGGAAAACUCUUAGUGCAAGAAGAUGGCAUGCUGCAUUCUCUGAUGAUGGUCAUCUUGAUAUAGAAAAAGUUCUUAGACGGAUCCAACGAGGAGGUAUUCACCCUUCGAUCAAAGGGUUUGUCUGGGAGUUCCUUUUAGGUUGCUUCGAUCCUAACAGUACCUUUGAUGAUCGGAAUCAGCUCAGAGAGCAAAGGAGGGAAAGGUAUGCUAUGUGGAAGACUGAAUGCCAGAAUAUGGUGCCGGUCAUUGGUAGCGGAAAGUACAUUACUAGACCAAUUAUUACUGACGAUGGCCAACCGAUAGAAGGUGAAGAUUGUCAUGUGACAAGUGCUGUUUCAGACAAGAAAGUGGCGCACUGGAUGCUUUUCCUGCAUCAAAUUGGUUUGGAUGUUUUUCGAACUGAUCGAGCACUUGUGUUCUACGAGGAUGAAGCUAAUCAAGCAAAACUUUGGGAUAUUCUUGCUAUAUAUUCAUGGGUAGAUGAUGAUAUUGGUUAUGUUCAAGGAAUGAAUGACAUUUGCUCUCCAAUGGUAAUUCUUCUUGAAAAUGAAGCCGAUGCAUUUUGGUGCUUUGAGCAUGCAAUGCGCAGACUGAGGGAAAACUUUAGGUGCAGUACAAGUUCAAUAGGAGUGCAAUCCCAACUUGGUAUACUUUCACAAGUAAUUAAAACUGUUGACCCUAAGCUUCAUCAACACCUUGAGGAUCUAGAUGGUGGGGAGUAUUUGUUUGCGUUUCGCAUGCUGAUGGUACUUUUCCGGAGAGAAUUCUCCUUCGUCGAUGCUCUGUAUCUUUGGGAGGUUAUGUGGGCAAUGGAAUACAACCCUAAUAUCUUCUCGUUGUACGAGCAACCCGAUGCAGCUCUAGAUAGCAACAGUACACAAACAUUACAUGCAAAGGAGCUAAAGCGGUACGGUAAAUUUCAAAGAAAAAAUCUGCAGAAUGGACACAUGGAUAAAAACUGUGCGCUCUCGGUUUUCCUUGUUGCAAGCGUCCUUGAGACCAAGAAUAGGCAGAUUCUAAAGGACGCUAAGGGUCUCGAUGAUGUUGUGACGAUAUUGGGUGAGAUUACUGGAAAUUUGGAUGCUAAGAAAGCAUGUCAAAACGCACUGAAGAUUCAGGACAAGUACCUGAAAAAGGCCAAGAAAUCAUAGGUGGAAUGUCAUCAAACAUCAAUUUCUGUACUUCAAACAUUUUUUUUUCUUAUAAUGCUUAAUUUAGAGUUCUUUGUAUUAAUCAAUUGAUUUUGUGUUUUACA
Molecule: messenger RNA, 1726 nt
Organism: Gossypium raimondii (Peruvian cotton)
Lineage: Eukaryota; Viridiplantae; Streptophyta; Magnoliopsida; Malvales; Malvaceae
Exons: 11
Coding region: 342-1622 (426 amino acids)
Biological process (GO): activation of GTPase activity
Molecular function (GO): GTPase activator activity
Source: RefSeq, a predicted model, not a curated record